Messenger RNA from Clarias gariepinus (North African catfish), 1502 nucleotides. RefSeq names its product intelectin 3 (gene itln3). Gene Ontology annotation, molecular function: oligosaccharide binding. The record is from RefSeq and is a predicted model, not a curated record. Bases 475 to 1428 code for a protein of 317 amino acids. NCBI's taxonomy places the organism in Eukaryota, Metazoa, Chordata, Actinopteri, Siluriformes, Clariidae. The transcript is spliced from 7 exons.
AAAAAGUUAAUUUUAAGGUCACAAGCGGUCGUAUAAGCAAUUCACUGCAUACUGUGUUAUAACCAGAUGACCACAAACUUUUGACCAUGGAGAGUAGAUUUAUUUAUUUAUUUAUUUAUUUAUUUUUGAGAGACAGAGAGAGAUUGGUCUGAUAUUUGUUUCAAGAGUUGCCCUUUUUUACAUUAGGAAAUUUUACAACCUAGAACAGUUCACUGUGUUUAUUGCAAUAAAAAGAAAAUUUUAUGUGUCAUUUAUCUUACUUAUUUAUAUAUUUAGAAAUUUCAGGUAUUCCCAACAAAUUUAUGCUAAAACUUUACUCUUUGUUUAAUGAUUAGGCAUAAAUAUUGAGUAACAAAAAAAAGUUCCAGAUCAAAGGGUAACUCCAACUCGAUUAUAAAAAGCAAACAUAAUGAGUGUGGAAAUCACAAGCAACUUCAGAUUUAAGAGUUACAGAUAUACAGUUACUGCUGCACAAUGUUGCAUAAAAUUUUUUUAAUGAUAUGUCUUCUUGUACACCACCAUCAGUUUUUCAGUGUGGGAGAUAUUGUCACUCCCAAGCCAAUACUUAUAAAUAACACCUACAUAAACCCAGAGCUUGGUAAGUAUCAUGCAAGGCUGAGAUCAAUUAGUCGAAGCUGCAGGGACAUCAAGGAGAAAUUUGGAGCUACAAAUGAUGGCAUCUAUUACCUAACAACAUCAAACGGUGUGAUGUACCAAACCUUCUGUGAUAUGACCACGGCUGGGGGUGGCUGGACAUUGGUGGCCAGUGUGCAUGAGAACAAUAUCAAUGGACAUUGCACUUCCGGUGACCGCUGGUCAAGCGAGCAAGGUAGUGAUCCCAAACGGCCUGAUGGGGAAAGAAACUGGAUAAACACUGCCACAUUUGGCACUGCAGAGGGGGCUACCAGUGAUGACUACAAGAAUCAUGGGUACUAUGACAUUCCUGCAGAAGAUGUGUCAGUGUGGCAUGUUCCUAAUGAUGCUCAGCUUCAAACCUGGGCUAGCACUGCAAUCCUGCGUUAUCACACUGAAACCAAUUUCCUCAACCAACACGGUGGAAGUCUCUACCAUUUAUUUAAGAAAUAUCCAGUAAGGUUUGGAGCAGGAGAUUGUAAAGGUGAUAGUGGACCUUCUGUUCCUGUGGAAUACGAUAAAGGUGACAAGGGUAUAACAACAAACCUAUAUGGAGCAACUGUUAAAGAUCAGUUUGAGCCUGGUUUUGUCACCUUCAGAGUAUUUAAUGAGAAGAAAGCAGUAAUGGCUCUCUGCUCUGGGAUCAAACCAACAGGAUGCAAUACAGAACAUUAUUGCAUUGGUGGAGUAGGACACGCUGAUCAGUGUGGGGACUUCAAUGACCUUCAUGCAGUUCCUGAAGGGAGCUCAUCCAAGGAAAUGACAGAGGGGGCAGUUCUGAUCUUCUAUCGCUGAGAGCCUUUGUAAUACUUUAUAGUGCUUUUAAAAUGUUAUUUGUUUAAAUUGCAAAAUGUGUAUAUUGAUUAGCA